This is a messenger RNA of Prunus armeniaca (apricot), 1524 nucleotides long. The record is from the annotation of a GenBank genome assembly. Lineage: Eukaryota; Viridiplantae; Streptophyta; Magnoliopsida; Rosales; Rosaceae.
AUGAGGUCGUCUUGUUCAGAUAGAAUUAACAUUGCCGCGAGCGCUCAGAGACUCGAUGUCGACAAUCGGAUUCCUCUGCAUAUAUACUUUCGGAUCGCUAAUAAUAUCCUCAAACAGGCGGACAUAUUUCGACAAGAGAGGAAUAUUAUAGACCUAUACAUUAUGCUCCUAAGGUUUUCAAGUUUGGUAUCUGAGACAAUACCAUGUCAUCGAGACUACAGAGCAUCUGUUCAAGGGGAAAAAGCUUUUUUGAAAAAGAAAUUGUUUAAUGCUCUAAACGAGCUGGAGGAGCUAAAGCCAGCAGUGAAACAGAAGAAUGAUGAGUUUAACAGAAGGAAUGAAAAUCACAAAAAUGGGUGGGGCCGCAAUCACCAAAUUGCUGCUGUGAUUCAAUCUCCUCUUAAGAAGCAAACUUUGAGUAGUUAUGAUCUAACCAAGGCAGGACAGUUUUCCUAUCAAACUCCAAGGGCUCAACAGUUUUCCUAUUCAAGGCCUGUGGAAGAUCAAUUUCGCAAACUAUCUGUUAGUAUCCCACGUCCAAAGGAGGAAACUCUUUCCAGACAUUCUAUUCUGGGCCCAAACGGGCUUCAUGGACAGUGGCAGCCACCUAGAAGUGAUAUAGGGGUCCGAUAUCCAAGCAUUUUAGACUUGACUCCUAUUGAAAUCCCCAGACUGGGACAGUCCAUAGAAGAAGAGCAUACAAUUAUAAAAGACACUAGCAAUUCAGAACCUGAAAGGUCAACUUUGGAACCAAUUCGUACCCAAAAUACUGAUGAUGGCCAGAUGCUUCCUACUGAGGAACUUCGCUCCCUUAUUUCCUUCGAAUCAACAGAAACUCCUGAUCAUACAAAAAUUAUUAGACAGCCUUCUCCUCCACCUGUCCUUGCCGAAGUACAAGAUUUGAUCCCAGCAGUUUCACCUCAAGUCCCUGAGGUAGAAUGUGGACUGGAGACUCUCUCAUCGGAUGACUUACUUCGUGCUGAAUCUCCCCUGCAAUUACACAUUUCAACGACAAUGAUGGAACACUUCAUGAAGCUGGCUAAGUCAAAUACUGAUAAGAACUUAGAGACUUGCGGCGUCCUAGCAGGCUUACUUAAAAACAGAAAGUUUUUUGUUACUGCUCUCAUCAUACCAAAGCAGGAGUCAACGUCAGAUUCUUGUCAAACCACGAAUGAAGAGGAAAUUUUUGAAGUUCAGGAUAAACAAUCUCUUUUCCCUCUUGGCUGGAUACAUACUCAUCCUACACAGUCUUGUUUCAUGUCGUCGAUUGAUCUUCACACCCAUUAUUCAUAUCAGAUUAUGUUGCCAGAAGCUGUUGCAAUUGUCAUGGCACCAAGAGGUGGUACAAGAACCCAUGGUAUAUUCCGAUUGACAACCCCAGGUGGCAUGUCAGUCAUUAGACAGUGCCAACAGCGUGGUUUUCAUCCACAUGAUCAGCCACCGGAUGGUGGGCCCAUUUACAAGACAUGCGCAGAUGUUUAUAUGAACCCCAAUCUAAAGUUUGACGUCAUUGAUCUUCGAUAG